AUGCCGUCCACCAGCCGAGCCGGCAGCCUGAAAGACCCGGAAGUGGCCGAGCUGUUUUACAAAGAAGAUCCGGAGAAGCUCUUCACCGACCUCCGGGAGAUUGGCCAUGGAAGCUUUGGAGCCGUUUAUUUUGCACGGGAUGUGCGCACCAACGAAGUGGUGGCCAUCAAGAAAAUGUCUUACAGUGGGAAGCAAUCAAACGAGAAAUGGCAGGAUAUCGUGAAGGAAGUUAAGUUCCUCCAGCGGAUUAAGCAUCCGAACAGCAUAGAGUACAAAGGCUGCUACCUGCGGGACCACACAGCAUGGCUUGUUAUGGAAUAUUGUUUAGGAUCAGCAUCAGAUUUACUAGAAGUUCAUAAAAAGCCGCUGCAAGAAGUGGAAAUUGCUGCAAUCACCCACGGUGCCCUCCAAGGAUUGGCCUAUUUGCAUUCCCACAACCUGAUCCACCGGGAUAUCAAGGCGGGGAACAUUCUACUGACGGAACCAGGCCAGGUGAAGCUUGCUGAUUUUGGAUCGGCUUCCAUCGCGUCCCCUGCCAAUUCGUUUGUGGGGACUCCCUACUGGAUGGCCCCCGAAGUGAUCCUGGCCAUGGACGAAGGGCAGUACGACGGUAAAGUUGACGUGUGGUCCCUUGGGAUCACCUGCAUCGAAUUAGCGGAACGGAAGCCUCCGUUGUUUAACAUGAACGCCAUGAGUGCCUUAUAUCACAUAGCGCAGAAUGAAUCCCCCCUCCUCCAGUCCAGCGAGUGGACAGAGACCCUUCCGCGCACCUGACGCUUUUUCUUCUGCCUUCUCCCCCAGCACGUCUUUGUUCUCCGAGACCGCCCGGAAACCGUGUUAAUAGACCUCAUCCAGAGAACCAAGGACGCCGUGAGGGAGCUGGACAACCUUCAGUAUCGCAAAAUGAAGAAGCUGCUCUUCCAGGAGGCCCACAACGGGCCAGCAGUGGAAGCGCAGGAGGAGGAGGAGGAGGAAGAAAACUACAGGGAGGAUUCGGACGCUCGGCUGCGAGGAUCGGAGCCCCAGUCUCCCCCCCAAGGGACGCGCCACAGAUCCCACUACCGCAACCGGGAGCACUUUGCCACCAUACGCACAGCAUCGCUGGUGACCCGCCAGAUGCAGGAGCACGAGCAGGACUCCGAGCUGCGGGAGCAGAUGUCCGGCUACAAGCGCAUGCGGCGGCAGCACCAGAAGCAGCUGAUGGCUCUGGAGAACAAGCUGAAAACCGAGAUGGACGACCACCGCCUGCGGCUGGACAAGGAUCUCGAAACGCAACGCAACAACUUUGCGGCGGAGAUGGAGAAGCUCGUCAAGAAGCACCAGGCAGCCAUGGAGAAAGAGGCCAAAGUGAUGGCUAACGAAGAGAAGAAGUUUCAGCAGCACAUCCAGACGCAGCAGAAGAAAGAACUCAACAGCUUUUUGGAAUCCCAGAAGAGAGAAUACAAACUCCGCAAAGAGCAACUCAAAGAG
This is a messenger RNA of Protobothrops mucrosquamatus (brown spotted pit viper), 1470 nucleotides long. Its product is annotated as serine/threonine-protein kinase TAO1-like. NCBI's taxonomy places the organism in Eukaryota, Metazoa, Chordata, Lepidosauria, Squamata, Viperidae. Gene Ontology annotation, biological process: protein phosphorylation; execution phase of apoptosis. The annotation marks the transcript as partial. The transcript has 12 exons. Gene Ontology annotation, molecular function: protein kinase activity; ATP binding. The record is from RefSeq and is a predicted model, not a curated record.